Molecule: messenger RNA, 1209 nt
Organism: Aphanomyces invadans
Lineage: Eukaryota; Oomycota; Saprolegniomycetes; Saprolegniales; Verrucalvaceae
Product: serine/threonine protein kinase
Exons: 9
Coding region: 1-1209 (402 amino acids)
Biological process (GO): protein phosphorylation
Molecular function (GO): protein kinase activity; ATP binding
Source: RefSeq, a predicted model, not a curated record
AUGUGCACGUACAAAGUGCGUCCCGAUCCGUUUGCAAGGGGUCGGUUGGGCCACGUCCACCAGGCCAUCGACUGCAUGAGUGGUGCCGUCGUGGCGAUCGAAGUGAUGGGGUUUGCCGACCCAGACACGGCCCUCGCGUGGUAUGCAACCCUCGACCACGACAUGCAGUUGAUCAAGAGCAUGUCGCACCCAAAUCUGUUGCAGUACAUGGGUUUGACUGUGUCGGAGCAUCGCAUCCAUGCUGUGUCGGAGCAUGUGGCGGGAGGCACGUUGCAACGACUCUUGGCAGACAUGGGGCCGCUACACCGAUCGAUCGUGCCUCAGUACGUCGUCGGUCUUCUUCGUGGCUUGCAGCAGCUGCACAUGCACGACCUGGCCCACGGAAACCUCUCCAGCGCGCGAAUCUUUCUCGGGCAAAAUGGGCAAGUCAAACUCGCAUGCUAUUUUCCCACUGGUCCAACCAUCGACUUGCUGUACCAAUAUCGGGUCGUCGAAGGGCUGACGUCCACGACACGGUUGGCCCACCAUGGAACAAGCGCCAACGCCAUGGACGAUGCCAUCGCGCGGGAUUUACGGAGCGUCCUGUGGCUCAUGGUUGAGAUGCUUGUGGGAGGUCGAGUCCGAGGCAUCGACAUUGACCCUCCCCGCCUUCGACAGCUCAUUAUGGACUACCCUGUCGAGCAAUCGUUCUUGGAGCACGUCCUACACCUUCUGCCGGAACUCGCCCGCAUCUCGGUCGAUUCCGCCUACGCGAUCUUGUUCGAUCACCCGUACCUUGACUCUCAAGUAACGUGGCCGCAACUCGUUCGAGCAGAAACGCCCCAACAAGUGAGGGCGGCGAGAGCCGCUGUCGAACUCGAUCAGUGCGCCGCAGUUCGAGCCGAGCUCUCCGUAGCCAUUGACUCGUGGCUACAUGAGUUUGAAACCCGACACCAUCGCCCCCCCAAGAAAAAGGAGUGGCCACCCGACGUCGUCGACAUGCAAGCGCAACUCAGCGCGUUAAAAGUGCACAUGCAAGACCUCCACGACGCCGCCACCCACGACAAAACCAACAUCUUUGGCCACACGAAGGCAACGAACGACUAUCGAUGCCCCAGUAUAGCAUCAACGGCACCUUUUGAACCGACGCAGCGACGCCGAUCCACGGCCCUACAGUCCUUUCUCCACCAAGCUUCGACUGCCCGACAAGUUCAGUCGACAACAACUUAA